AUGAAACUCCUUAAGCUAAAACAUCCCAUAGUUAUGAAGUGAAGGGAAUCCUUAAAAACUGAUGGGAGGGCAGCCAUGUCAUCUGAACAUCCGGUGGACAUCAAAGACUGGAAUAAAGACCAUGUGAGAAAAUGGAUGCUUGACAUAAAAGUGGACAGAGAAGAUGCAGACAUUUUUUACAGUCAGAGAAUUAAUGGGGCUGGGCUUCUCCUCUUGGAGGAGAAGGAUUUUAGGGAACUAGGUCUGUCACUGAAUGCAAGAAAACUGGUUAUUCACAACAUAGGCCUAUUGAAACAAAAGGCUAAGCAGAGAAAUGACAUGGUGACUUGGUCUUGUAGCCUGAAGCCUUACCCUUUUAAUAGAUUUAAUGCAGCUCACAGGUACAGAGAAAACACCACUCUAGAUGUAACCGAAACUGGUCCUAUAGACCUCAUUCAACCCUGCCAUGAAUUCAAAGCCUUCACCAACACAACAGAAAAGGACAGGAGGCAAAAAUACACUUAUGAGGUGAUACGAUUUGCAGCAGCUUGCAUGAAUAGCCGCACAAAUGGCACCAUUCAUUUUGGAGUAGCAGAUAAACCACAUGGACAAAUUCUGGGUAUACAUGUUCAGAGAACUGAUGAUUUUGAUGUACAACAGUCACAUGCAAUUGAAAGACAUUUUAUGUCGGACAGGAUUGUUCGGAUAGCAAAGAUGUGCAUUAAACCCCCUCGAUUUGUUGAAGUUCUCAAAGUUGACAUGACAUCCUCUGGAAAAAGUGUUAUUGAAGUGGACAUAGAGCCAUCCUCUAUAGUCUGUCAAGACCUUUAUUUCAACACAUAUGAUGUAGAAAAGAAUAACAAGAAACUCAAAAAUAAAGACAAGAUACCUGAGCCCAAAGCAACAGGCAAGAAGAAGCACGAUAACAAGUCUUUCUUCAUAAGAGACUGCAGCAGCAGUAAGAAUCUUUGCACAUCUGAUUCCUCAAAGGAGUAUGAGAAGCAUAUUGCUAACAUGGCACAUUUAUCCCUGUUGAGAAAGAAAGCUGAAGAAAAGCAUCUCUCUGUUGUCAAAAACAGUGUGCAAGGUUCUAAACUAUGUGAGAUGAUAACAGGAGGGACACAAUCUUUGGACAGGUCACACUUUGCAUGGUACAUUGUGGUGGCCAACAAAUCUCAUCCAAUUCAGCUGGAAAACUUCAGUUUCCUUCAUCACAUGGAUCUACUGGCUGUUUUGGAUUUUGAUCCAGAAUCUGCGGAAAGUGGCUUGAUUGAGAUAUUCAAAGAGAAGAAAACAAAUGUUCAUUUACCAGCUCAGUAUAAAGUAACAGAGGCAGUUGAGGACAUUGCAGACAAGUUAAAGCUGACUAAAAAUACAAGUUGGGUUUUCUGUAAUGGAGGAAUUCAUGGGGAAAGCCCCUCUGGUCCCUUUAACUGGUUAACUGAAAAAGGAUCCUCUGUGCGUGAUGUUGUUUCUUUUCUGUGCCGAAAAGAUGUGCUGCAUCACAAAACAUUUCUUGUCUUAUUCUUGCUUUUAGAUCAUGUGAGUGAUGGAAAAGACCCAUUGCUUGAAAUCUUCAGUAUCUUUUUACAGGAGCUUAAGGGAGAGAACCAAAUCUUAUGCAUCUGUGACAAUGCAACAUCAUACACCAACUGGAAGGAUCUCAUUCAGGGCCGAUAUGGAGUUGACAUCUCUAAGAGAUGUAUUUAUGAGCUGAGCUUUGCUGAAGUCAAUGGCACUGUGCUAAGUCUAUGGUCUGAAAACCGCAAAUCAAGCCGCUUUCUGCCUUGUGGUGGUGGCGGUAAAGUUGUGCUCUCAAAGAAAACAGAAGAAUCCUUACAUAUGCUGAGUAUUCUUUGUGUGAACCAGUGUGAAGGUGGUAAUGAGGACAAACAACAUCAUGAAGAGAUCUUUUAUAAGGGAGGCAAAGUGUCUUGGUGGAACUUCUACUUCUCAGAACAGCCUGGCUCAAUGUCGUUCAUCAAACGAGACAAGUUUGACUACAUUGUGAACACUAUUAUUCCAGACAUAUGCAGUCGUAUGAGAGUGUGUGAGUUUUUCAACAUCUUCCAUCUUCCAGGGUGUGGUGGCACUACAUUGGCCAUGCAUGUUCUGUGGACACUCAAGGAUAAAUUUCGUUGUGCGGUGCUGAAGGACACAACAGAUGACACUGCAGCAGAACAGGUAGUGCAGCUACUAACAUAUGAGGCAAUCGAGCAACCUACGCGUCUUCCUGUUUUGCUCAUGAUCGACGACUUCCAAAACAUUUUGGAUGUCAAAAAACUCCAACUUCAAAUUGAGGAGGAAUGUCAGAGGCAAAAUCUUUCUUCAAAGUCUCCACAAGUCAUAAUUGUCAAUUGCAUGAGAGUUGAAACUUGUGUACAGACUGAUGAUACAGUUUUCAUUGGAAACAAUUUAUCUGAGAAGGAACAGAAACUAUUUGAAGAAAAGCUAAAGGAGAUUGAGAAGACCAACAGAAACACUAAAACAUUUUAUGGAUUUAUGAUUCUAAAGACCAACUAUUCCUCCACCUAUAUACAGGGUGUUGUAAAGAACACACUCAGGGGCUUCAAUCUCCAACACAAACACGCUCAGCUUUUCGCUGUUCUUGUCCUCUUGCAUUUCUACUACAAAGAUGCAGUGCUGUCAGUCUCUACAUGUGAAGAGUUUCUUGAUUUGCAAAUGAAAGCAGAUUCUAAAUCCUGCAAUGUUGAAAAUGGAUUCAAGACGUUUUCCACUCUUUUGACAAAAUGUACCGUUGAUUCUAAAAUCACCUUUGAGGGUGUGCGGGUGAUUCACUCAAGUAUAGCUCAACACUGCUUGAAGGAGCUUUCAGCUUCUCAUGGAGUGACAAAGGCAGAAAUCACUAACAUUCUGCUUACAACAGAGUUAUUUUAUGUGUACACUCUGGGAAAACAAAAAUUAAUGCAGGAUGUUCACAGCAUGUUGGUAAGGAGGCAAAGUUCAGUUGAGGCUGAAGACUCCCUUUUUUCACCUCUUAUUCAAGAUAUAAUGAAAGAAACCCCAGGGAUGGAAGAAACUGUUCUUCUUAAUGCAGCAAAGUGCUACAGAAAGGAUGCAGUAAUACCUCAGCUUCUCGCCAGGUACUAUUACAUCAAGAAACAAGACUUUGCUAUGGCCAUGGAUUGGGCUAAGAAAGCCAAAGAACUUUCAAGGGAGAAUUCAUACAUAUGCGAUACGGUAUCCCAGGUACUUGUAAAUAUGCUCAAGCGUGCUUUUCGCGACGACAAAGAUGAUCCCAUCAGGCCAGAAAGUCUUGAUAGGUAUCUUACAUUGGCUAAGACGGCAACAGAAGCUUGCAAAGAAACACAACAAACAGCAAACAAAGAAGCCAUGACUCGACUGCAAAGACAAAAGGAUUAUAUUACCUACAACACUGCUGGCCAUCUCUGUGAACUUCAAGUUGCAGCUACAGUCAUAGAAAUCCUACAAAAGACGCCACUGUAUAAAUCACGAACAGAGCUGGAGGGAUCUGACACCAGGCAAUCAACAGAUGCAGAAAGUGAGCCAUAUGAAAAAGUACUAGGGAGGCAUGUCAACUUUCUAACUCAACAUAAAGCAACGAUGAAGCAAGAUUUUGUUUUUCUUGAGACCUUUUUUGUCAACUUGGUACCCUUUUUUGCUGGGAAAGACAAACAAAAAGAGGCAAUCAAACACAAGGUUUGCAAGUAUUUUCAACAGUAUACUGAACUCUUCUGUAAAAUCAAUUGGAGUGAGCUACGUAACAAAGAGUUAAUGAACGCCACAAAUAGAAAAUCACAGAUUCGUGAAUGUCUGGAGAAGAACAGGGGUGAUACAUAUACUGGCCUUCUGGAAUAUUUAUAUGAGGAAAACUCUUCAUCAACUCUUGAAGAGAUCCUCCAGCAGUAUCAUUUCUUUCUGGAUCCCAAAACAGAGGACAGAAAACUGAUGGACACUAUAAACUUUAUUUAUGCCAAUGUAAUUCUAGCCAACAUCAACCCGAAAUCUCAGUACAUCAUGCCCUACCAAGACCUUCGCAAAUUGCUCCUGAAUUUAAACACUUGCCCAAGAUCACUGAGUGAGAUUCUGCCAUUGUACUACAUCUCAAUUUUGUUAUUAUGGCAAGAGGCCCACCGUGACUUGCCAACUUUUGUGUCACAAAUGAAGGCAUCAUAUUCAAAAGAGCUGAAACCCCUGUCUAAUGGAAAGAGAGCAGCGGUCCACUUUUACUUAGGAAAGGAUAGAGGUUACAGUGGCCUACUUUCCUAUAGGGAUAUUAACCGCUGUUUAGGACCAGGAGAGGACAUCUUAACUCAGUGGGACAACGAAAAAAUAUGGAAGACAGUAAGAAACAGUAAGAAGCUUCAAAGAGUUUCAGGUGAAAUUCGCAACAAUUUGAUCUGGGUUGCUGAUGUGAAGGUUAUGGUCGAUCCAAUGUUUGUAACUCAGUUACGCAAAGGAUCUGGCGCCCGUGUGAAAUUCUUCAUCGGAUUCUCAAUGAAUGGACCAGUGGCACUUGACAUAUUGUGAUUCAAAAGGAUCACCAGAAUGAUCUACAAAUGUAUCUACAAAGACAAAGCUUUCUUUAUUUCCAUUAAUACAAUUAAAACUCAAACAGACUCAUGGACUCAAAGCUCUCUAGUUGCUAGAGAUUUGCCUCAUAUUUUAGCUUGCCUCAUUAUUUUAUCUUAUACAUACCAAUAUAAAGCAAUUUCUCAAUCACUGACAUUGCAAGAUUUCAAGCUAUGUUUUAGCAGAAAUGCCAGAUUUGAUGUGAAUUUUUCUGACCUUAUGCUUCACAUAUGAGCAGGCGCAGCCAUUGGAACCUUACUGGCUUAAGUCUUAUGUUCUCAUUCACUUCCAUAAAUUUUAACUGUAAAAACACCUUGUUAUGCAGCUUGAUGUUGCAAACUGAUAUUUUGUAAUUACAUAACUUUUAGUUUUAUGUAUUGUCAGGAACACACUUGUUUGUCGGAAGGAAGUUCUAAACCGAUCACCAAAACAAGCGCACUUCCACAUUGCAGAAUAAGGUCAAUAUAAGCAUGUGCAUGAGAAGUGAGUAAAACAUUAAAUUCAAGAGACUUUUGUGCUGUACUUAACUUAAACUGGGUUUUCUACUGUUUGUUUUGACUUUUACAAGUGUUUUACAUGUAUUUUGAGUUGUUUAGCAGUGUUUUUGGUCUUCGGAAAUGUAAUAAACAGAAGAGGUACUGGGAAUUUGCUGUUUUUUCCAUUUGUUCCAGUAUGAUGUUUAAGCAACAUUCUGCCUUUGUUUUUUUUCUUUUUACUUUUGUACAUUGUUUUUCUGUAAUAUGUGUAACAAAAAAGUCAUAAAUCCCUGUUAACAAGCAGAAUAUUUCUAUGUCCUUGUGGUUAGAAGACUUAAUAUAUUUAAGUUAACAAAGG
This is a messenger RNA of Danio aesculapii, 5367 nucleotides long. Its product is annotated as sterile alpha motif domain-containing protein 9-like. NCBI's taxonomy places the organism in Eukaryota, Metazoa, Chordata, Actinopteri, Cypriniformes, Danionidae. The record is from RefSeq and is a predicted model, not a curated record. Gene Ontology annotation, molecular function: protein binding. The transcript has 2 exons. Gene Ontology annotation, cellular component: cytoplasm.